AUGUCUGCCAACCUCGAUAAGUCGCUGGAUGAUCUCGUUGGCAACCGUCGCCAGAGUGCUCGCCGUCGUGGUAACCGCCGUGCUGCUGCCGCUCCCAAGGCCUCCGUGGGAGGCGUGAAGAAGUCCGCCAAGGCUCCCAAGGCCAACGCGAAGGCUGUCCACCCUACUCCUGCUGCUGCUACUGCUUCCAGCAAAAUCAUCGUGAGCAACUUGCCUGCCGAUGUGACUGAGGCCAAUAUCAAGGAAUACUUCACGAAGUGUGCAGGUCCCGUCAAGAGGGUCAUGCUUACUUACAACCAGAACGGUACCAGCCGCGGUAUCGCUUCAAUUAUCUUUGCCAAGGCCGACACUGCUGCUAAGGCCGCCAAGGAAUUGAACGGUCUGCUUGUUGAUGGACGCCCCAUGAAGAUCGAAGUCGUAUUCGACGCUUCUCACGCCCCCGCGGUUCCCGCUUCCAAGUCACUUGCCGAUCGUAUCUCUGCCAGCCACAAAGCCAAGCCCAACCCCAAGCCCGCAACUGCUAACAAGGCUGCCAAUGCUACUGCUGGCCGUGGCCGUGGCCGUGCUGCACGUGGCAAAGGCCGCAACCCUGGUCGUGGCAAGCCCAAGUCUAUGGAGGAGCUCGAUGCUGAAAUGGUCGACUACUUUGCUGGUGGUGAGGCCCCUGCCGCCAACAGCGCUCCUGUCAACGGUGCCGCUCCACAGGCCAAUGGUGGAGAGGACCUUGGUAUGGCUGAAAUCUCAUAA
Molecule: messenger RNA, 747 nt
Organism: Penicillium angulare
Lineage: Eukaryota; Fungi; Ascomycota; Eurotiomycetes; Eurotiales; Aspergillaceae
Product: putative RNA annealing protein Yra1
Exons: 6
Coding region: 1-747 (248 amino acids)
Biological process (GO): mRNA export from nucleus
Cellular component (GO): nucleus
Molecular function (GO): mRNA binding
Source: RefSeq, a predicted model, not a curated record